Messenger RNA from Penaeus monodon (black tiger shrimp), 1041 nucleotides. Its product is annotated as cilia- and flagella-associated protein 91-like. The coding region runs from base 1 to 966 and encodes 321 amino acids. NCBI's taxonomy places the organism in Eukaryota, Metazoa, Arthropoda, Malacostraca, Decapoda, Penaeidae. The record is from RefSeq and is a predicted model, not a curated record. The transcript has 5 exons.
AUGGGUCCUCAAAACCAUGUUAAGACUGUAUCACGACUUGGACUGACUGUCACCCUCCGUUACUGCUAUUACGUCACUGUUACAAUAUCAUUACAAAGGAGAGCCAAGCCGGGAAGGAAUCCACCCACCGAUGUAGAACGUGAAUAUAAACAACUACUUGGAAAAUGCUGGAAAUCAGAAUGUAAUAAUCAAGAGGAAUUCAAGAUUCUUUCACAAUGUCCACCGCGUUCCAUUGUGCACCAAGCGUGGCCGCUGAGUAUAAAAGGAAGUUGCGACGUGCGAGGAGAAUUAGAAACUCAUUCGACGCAGCGAAGUCAACACCUUUUACCAGCCAUGUAUAAGCGAGUAUUCGUAGCUUGCCUUCUCUUAGGUACUGUGCUUGCCGAGGAAAAGGGAGAGACGAGGGGACCUUCUGGCGCCGACAUCGCCAACCAGGCCGCCGCGCAGGCCACCGCCGCAGCCGCAGGCUUGGGAGGCGCUGCUCACGCCGCCGCCGCAGGAGCCGCCUCCAACGCAGCCGCCGCCGCCUUCGCCGCAUCGCAGACGGCGCAGGCAGCCGCAGCCAGCAAGCAGGCGCAGGCCGCAGCAGUGACGCAGGCGGCGCAGGGCGCGCAGGCCGCUGCCUUCGCCGAGGGCUCCCUGGCCUCCAAGGCCAACAUCGCCUACCAGGCAGCCAAGCUGACGGCGUCCAUGGCCCAGGGCCUCGCCGCCAACGUGGCCACCAUCCUGUCGGAGGCCAAGGCCCUGGCCAGCCAGGCCACCACCAGCCACGCCGAGCAGCAGGCCUUCCUCAACGGCCAGAGGACCAUGGCGUGGCAGGCGCAGCAGGCCGCCAACUCGCUCAACCAGCAGCAGUACACGGCGCUCAGCGACCUGGAGGACGCCGCCGGCGCCGCCGCGCAGGCCAGGGCGGCGGCCACCAAGGCCCUCUCCAAGGCCAAGGGCGCCUCCGGCUACGGCCACUGAGAGGCCUCCCCUGGGCUCCUCGCCAGGGGGGGAUCUCAGAACCCGACUUCUGACGCUGUGUAAAGUUUAAUCCGU